This is a messenger RNA of Huiozyma naganishii CBS 8797, 555 nucleotides long. It is a transcript of the gene RPL17B, whose product is annotated as 60S ribosomal protein uL22. Gene Ontology annotation, biological process: cytoplasmic translation. Gene Ontology annotation, molecular function: structural constituent of ribosome. The transcript has a single exon. The record is from RefSeq and is a predicted model, not a curated record. Bases 1 to 555 code for a protein of 184 amino acids. NCBI's taxonomy places the organism in Eukaryota, Fungi, Ascomycota, Saccharomycetes, Saccharomycetales, Saccharomycetaceae. Gene Ontology annotation, cellular component: cytosolic large ribosomal subunit; ribosome.
AUGGCUAGAUACGGUGCUACCUCCACUAACCCAGCUAAGACCGCCUCUGCUCGUGGUUCUUACUUGCGUGUUUCUUACAAGAACACCAGAGAAACUGCCCAAGCUAUCAGCGGUUGGGAAUUGACCAAGGCUCAGCAAUACUUGGACCAAGUUUUGGACCACAAGAGAGCCAUUCCAUUCAGAAGAUUCAACUCCUCCAUCGGUAGAGCUUCCCAAGGUAAAGAAUUUGGUGUCACCAAGGCCAGAUGGCCAGCCAAGUCCGUCAAGUUCAUCCAAGGUUUGUUGCAGAACGCUGCUGCCAACGCUGAAGCCAAGGGUCUAGACGGCACCAAGCUAUUUGUCUCCCACAUCCAGGUCAACCAAGCUCCAAAGCAGAGAAGAAGAACCUACAGAGCUCACGGUAGAAUCAACAAGUACGAGUCCAGUCCAUCCCACAUUGAAUUGGUUCUAACUGAAAAGGAGGAAACCGUCAAGAAGGCUGCCGAGAAGAAGAUGGUCAGAUACACUUCCAGACAGAGAGGUAAGAUUGCCGCUCAAAAGCGUAUUACCGCUUAA